Siniperca chuatsi (mandarin fish) is the source of this 2352-nucleotide messenger RNA. Its product is annotated as dual specificity protein phosphatase 16. Gene Ontology annotation, biological process: negative regulation of MAPK cascade; protein dephosphorylation. Gene Ontology annotation, molecular function: MAP kinase tyrosine/serine/threonine phosphatase activity; protein tyrosine/threonine phosphatase activity. NCBI's taxonomy places the organism in Eukaryota, Metazoa, Chordata, Actinopteri, Centrarchiformes, Sinipercidae. The record is from RefSeq and is a predicted model, not a curated record. Bases 953 to 2092 code for a protein of 379 amino acids. The transcript has 4 exons. Gene Ontology annotation, cellular component: cytoplasm.
GUUAUUAUGUGAAAAAAGUGUCACUUAAGUGUCUCAGUUGUGUUGUAUUCCCAUUGCAUGGUUAUUUGAAGCCUCUAAAUGUGUUUGUAUGAGAUUACCAGGCGUGCCGCUCUGCCGGCAGCGCCUGUGCCGCAGCUGUCUCGGGACAUCGAUUCUGUGUUGCGUUGUUCUUUACUUGUUCUUAUGCAUUUUGUCAAGUUGGGAUGAUUGGGUAAAUUGUUGUAGAGUGCAAGUGUUCAGAAAGUGUCCCACUGUAGCUAUCACCAGCGCGACAGAUGUGUGUGCUGCCGGCCAGUCGGCCCCGCGCAGCCUCGGAGCGGAGGCGUCAGGAGGGGCGGUGUGAGACGGAGGCAGGAGUUGAGGAGCAGCCAGCGGGGAGGAGAAGAUUCCGCGCUGUGUGCAGGUGGCCACAUCUGUAUGAAAUGGCUCUACUGAAUCGUUUAGAGAGAACUGGCGCUGCGUCUUAUACCGUGCACGUGAAUGUUGGUGGGGCUUGCGUCACGCUGGGCGGGAGGCCGGCGGCCUGCACCUCUGCCGCUGAGCCUCUGAGCGCGCGGAUACAGCGGAGAUGCGUCUGCGCGGGUGGAAGUCCGGCAAGGUGCCGAUUGGCUGAUGAUGACAUCACCCAGUCAAGUUCUAUUGUUGGAAAGAGGAUGAGCUCAUCGUUGAGAAGCCAGUUUCAGAGAGCAGAGCGAGGACAGAGGACGCAGCAGCAGCGGACAGAACGAGUCUGGGCGAGGACGUGAGCAGGGACACUUCCAGUGAGUAAUAUUAGUAUCAGCAUUCUGCCUGGGGGGGAAGACUCUCCCUAUUUGCUGGAAUCGAAGCGCUAAGAGUAGGAAACGUGUGAGAGCAGCUCCCAGCCGCGCGCACUGCAGAGACGACUCAGCCUUGUGUCUGCAGCAGAGCAGAGCCUCCAGGUGUUACAUGCGCUGCGUGUUGUGCUGCAGAUAUGGUGUGGUCCCGGGAGAGAGAGGCGGAGCGGCCCCCGCUGUCCGUCAUCCUGCCGCGGCUCUACCUUGGAGCGGAGAGCGACGUGACGCAGGACCGCCUGGCCUCUCUGGGUAUCUCCUAUGUGCUGAGUGUGAGCCGCUGCAGCCCCCAGCCCUCCUUUCUGCCUCGCUCCAAAUAUCUUCGCAUCCCCAUUGACGACUCCCUGUGGGACGACCUGCUGCCCUGGAUCCCACAGGCUCUGCAUUUCAUCGAUGCGGCCAUGUCCUCCGGUGCCUCUGUGCUGGUCCACUGUGCAGCAGGGAUCUCUCGCUCCCCGGCUCUGGCUGUAGCCUACAUCAUGUACAGCCUGGGACUGGACCUGGACCACGCCUACAGGUUUGUGAAAGAGCGCCGGCCCUCCAUUUCCCCAAACUUCAACUUCCUGGGUCAGCUGCAGCACUUCCAGGGCACUCUGGACAAUCGCCUGCCGUCCAUGAGAGACAGAGUUAACCGCAUACGCUCCAGUCCGAACAUGAAUGGUCAGGCUGACGGUGUGAGCGGCGACUCCGCGGAGGUCAAGCAGGCACACAGAGAGAAUUUCUACCACACAGACAAAACCCAGCAGCGACACUCACAUCCAGGUGGAAGUGGAAACCUGUCAGGGAAACUUCGGACUCUUCAUUUGAAUCUCAGUCAAAACCAGCAGCAAGUCCAGACGCCAUGUGAGGUUCCAGCUCCAAGCCCCUGUGAGCCAGCAGCAAAGCCCACACAACUACAACUCCCAGCAGGCUCUGCUUCUCUAUUAGAGAAACGCAAAAGCCUCACCCUCUCUUUAACCCCUCUGGGAAUCUGCCCUCCCUCCCUAGCAAGCAGCAGCCAGCAAGCAAGGGGCACCAUCAUGUCCAAAAGUGUCCACAGUAAGGAGACGGGAGAAAGGGCCGAGGCAAAGACACAGAGCGGGCAGGCAGAGGACACACACGGCGAGCAGAGUCCCUCCCACAGCGAGUGCAGCAGAGCCGAGGCGAAGGAGCAGGGCCUGCUGUCGCCGUUCAGCCUCACCCUCAACAAGCUGCUGGGCUGGGGGGAGAGGGUGCUGCUGGGAGGGGUGUUUGUCCACCCUGUAAGGAUGGGACAGCCUGCAGUGCCGUACAGGUGCUGAAGGUGCUGGGGGGGGGGUCUGUGCAUGUUUGUCAUAGCGUACAUCAGGAGGUCUGAAAGAACUUUUGUCUUCUGUUGAUUUAUUUAUUGCAGAGCUGAAUAUAAGAACUAUACUUGACAAUAAACCUCCACACGAGUGCGUCUUGUGUGCUACAUAUGGACACUGGUCCGCUUUUCUUGUCGUUUGUAAGAUUUAAAAGACUUUUGGCGCGGUGGCUUGAAAUGUAUUUACUGCUGAUUAAAGAUGACGUUUCAACCUGC